Molecule: messenger RNA, 1564 nt
Organism: Octopus bimaculoides (California two-spot octopus)
Lineage: Eukaryota; Metazoa; Mollusca; Cephalopoda; Octopoda; Octopodidae
Product: cystathionine gamma-lyase
Biological process (GO): transsulfuration
Cellular component (GO): cytoplasm
Molecular function (GO): pyridoxal phosphate binding; cystathionine gamma-lyase activity
Source: RefSeq, a predicted model, not a curated record
AAAAGUUGAAAUAGAAAGACGUGGCUUAUGUUGCAGCUGUCUUGCUUCUGACUAGUGUUUGAAGUUUGCCCUGUUUUUGUAGGGAGUUCAUGGCUCAAAUUAAUAUAUGUUUUGAAUAGGAUUUGAUUGGUAGAGAAUAGUAACAUGAUUGGUCUUAAAAAUGUUUGUAGGUUACUCGCUCUAUAUCACCUAAAAUGUUUUUCUAGAAAAUUUCAUGGGAAAAAAAUAAGUUUCGUCGAUCGAUGAAGGAAACUGACAAACCGGUGUCUAAGAAAGAACGUUCCCUCAUAUAAUUAUAUCCGGCACGUGUCAUUUUACUUAACUCUCCAUUGUUACUAUUGUAACCAAUAACACUAUUGUUGUUGUUAUUGUGUUUAAACGCACGCCAGCCCUGAUUAAAAGUCCAUCCUAGUGUGACCAUCAUCUCAUUUCCCGGUGCCAAGAAACCCUUAUCCCGUCAGACCAAUUUUAUCAAACGUGGCAUUUUCGAAGACGGCGAUGAUGAUGAUGGGAAUGGUAUUAUUUGAGGAAUAUUUCAGAUGCUAUUUCUCACAGUUGCAUAGGGAUUCCUUCGUUGAUUCUACCGACGCUAUUGCUCGCUAGCAUUAGCGAUAAAGAGUAAAAAUACAUUAAAUAAUUGCGACUAUCAUAAAUCUUGUACGUAAACAGCUGCAACACGAAUAUUAAUCAGCAGCAGCAGUAACACCACAGCCACCUACAGUCCUUUUCUACUCUGUCAGUUGGUGUACUCACAACAUAUCACCAAGUCAGUCACAAGCAGUCUCUCUUUUUUGAAACCUAACCGAAGAUAUUGUCCCUCGUCGCUUUUAAACCCCCAAAAGUUUCUCUUUCUUCGUUGUUCGUUCUCGCUAGAAAGGUCAUGUCUACAAACCACGGACACGAAUUUGGUAAACCGUUCCCCAAUUUCGCUACAAAUGCUAUCCACGUGGGCCAGGAACCGGACCAAUGGAACUCCAGGAUGGUGGUUCCACCCAUCACUAUGUCCACAACAUUUAAACAGAAAGAACCAGGAAACACUUAUGGCUUCGACUAUUCAAGAAGUGGUAACCCAACCAGGAACUGCCUCGAGAAGUGCAUUGCCUCACUCGAAGGAGCCAAACAUGCGUUGUGCAUGGCUUCAGGUUUGGCAGCAAAUGAUUUGGUAACAAGAUUAUUAAAGGCUGGAGACCACAUUGUCAGUAUGGAUGACAUGUAUGGAGGUAAGUGGUGGAUCAUUUGGAUUUUAUGCCUACCUAAACUUGUUUGGAUUGAGACUCCCACCAACCCCUUAAUGAAAGUAGUUGACAUUGCUGCUGCUUGUAAAGUGACCAAAGAGAAAUCCGAUGCUGUUGUUGCUAUUGACAACACAUUUUGCUCUCCUUACUUCCAGCGACCCUUGGAUUUUGGUGCUGACAUUGUGGUUCAUUCGAUGACCAAAUAUAUGAAUGGUCACUCCGAUGCAGUGAUGGGCUGCAUUGCACUCAACGACGACAAAAUAGCAGCAAGGUUGCGAUUCCUACAAAAUGCUUGUGGUGCAUAUGAGCACUUGUGUUUAUAUCGUUAG